GCUUACCCUAACUCUCUUGCACGUGUGCGAUGCCCUUCUUUGCUGCCUUUGCUGCCUUUGCUGCUUUUGUUGCUUUUGCUUCCUCUGCGCCUCUUCUGUCUGCUUCCCAGCUGUCUUUUCUGCUGCCUCUUUUGCUGUCUUUUCUGCUACCCACCAAUGCCCUUCUUCCCAGCCCUAUAAGAGUCCCCUCAGAAUCUGUUGUCCAAGCUGGCUGGUUUCUUUCUGCCUGUCCCAUCCAUUUGAUAUCGCAGUAUUCUCCUUGGUUAUCUGUUCUCUUCUCUUCCUUCUCUUCUUCUCUUUUCUUCUCUUCUUCUCUUCCUGCUGCUCUAUCUGUGUUAGAGUCUCGUCUUGUUCCUCUUCUAAAUGUUUCACACUCCUCCCGAAGAUCCUAAUCACAUAAAAUGGGCCCAGGAAGCAAAACUAAAGGAAUCCUAUGGAAUAGAUAAUAUCAUUGCCACCAGCAAUCAUACCGCCACUGUAUCCACUGCCACCUCUGCUUCUCAUACUGAUGCCUCUAAUAAUACCAGUACCAGUACCAGUACCACCACCAACACCACCAACAAAACCGCAAACACUACCGGUGCAAAUGCUAUUACAACCACAGGUCCUACCUCUAAUGAUAUAAUAAUUCCCUUAAGCUCCGCUUCUUCAUCCAAUCCAACCUCUUUCGAAAAUAAUCAAUACAAUCUAUCCAAUCUAUCAAUUGACCAUACUUUACCCAAAAACCUACAACUCCUAUAUGACGACUUCUUGAAAUCGUUGCAAGAACCAAAAUACUCUCAUCCUUUGAAUACCAAUGAAAUAUCCUUUCUAUUUCAAAACUACUACAUCCAGUUUAACAUCUUUCUUAAUUCCUUUUAUCUAAACAAAUCAAACAAUAGUAACUACUACAACAACUACAAUACAAAACUAAUCCUAAAUAAAAAAAAAAAUAUAGAACUACUAUCAAAAUCUGACUUGAAAUUGGUUUACCAAAAAAUUAACUACUACAUUGAACUAAACGAACUAAAAUUAUGCUCCCAUCUAUACAACAAACUAUUCAACAAAAAUAAAUCUGACCUAGCCUCCCAAUCUCUUUUAAACAAAAAACUAUACCUACUAUCCCUACUAAACAUAGACUUACAAUCUUUAGAUUUAAUCGUUUAUCAAAAAUUCAACAUAAAAACCCUCCUAAAUGACUUGAUUCCAAUUCAAUCUCAAUUCAACAACCUAAAUAAAGUAAAAUCUCCUCUAGAUAAACUAAACUAUCUAAUAAACGCUCACAAAAAAUUGACAAAUCUAAUCAAUACUACUCUCAACACCUCCACUUCCACCUCCACUUCCACCAACAAUGACCAAUCUUCUCUAUCCUCUUCUUCAUCGUCUUCCCUAAUAACAAUGGACAUCUUUCUACCCAUCCUACUCUUCACCACCAUAAACAAAAAAAUUGACAACCUUCUCCUAAAUUUUCUUUAUAUCAAAAGAUUUAGAUAUAACCAAUUUUGGGAUGAAAAUGGUGAAGCACUAUACGUAUUGACCAACAUCGAAGCAGCUCUACAUUUCCUAAUCAAUAUAACUUCUUCAGAGUUAAGCAUAUCCGACGAUCUCAUAAAAGAAAAAAUUACUAUCCACAACAAUAAAAUUAAAAACUCUUCUCAACUCCAACCCCAUGAUUCAUCUAAUCCCCAAUCCCAAAAUUCAUCCCCAGGAAAUACCAUUUACCAAUUUGAUCAAAUCAAAGAGUUUCUUUCAAAACCUUUGAAUAUCUCUUUAUCAAUAGACCAAGAUGAUAAAAACUCUCUAAUUUCAAAAAUCCCAAUUGAUAAUGUUAAUAUAACCGCUAAUACAAAUACCGCCACUAUCAUCAAUACUGCCACUGCCACUGCCAACAACAGCAAUAAUAAUAAUAAUAAUAAUAAUAAUAAUAAUAAUAAUAAUAACAAAAAAUCAAAAUCGAACUAUAGAAAGAAAUCAAGCUCCUUUUCUUUACUAUCAAGUAUAAAUGAAUCUAAAAACAACACUAAUAAUGAUAUUAAUAAUAAUAAUAUCAGCAUUAAUAAUUCCAAUAAUAAUACACACCUUAUUAAUCCACCUGUAAGAAGUUUUUCUUUACAAAUACCUUCCGAGUUAGCAUCAACUGCAGGCGUUUUAUCUAAUGUUUUGGAUAAUUCCCUUCGAAGUGUUUUGGGCAGACUAUCUUCAAAUUCAAAUUUAAAUUCAACACUAACACUGCUGACUUCAAAUUUAACUCAAAAUUUAACUCAAAAUUUGAAAAUCAUCGACCAGCCUUCAAUUGCUAGUAGCAUGGAUGAUACGUUAUCAAAUCCUUCUACAAAUUCAUCUGAUUUUGAUGGAGCUCAAUCUCAAGCAAGUAGUAAUAGCUCUAAAUCAAUUGACGAUAUUCAUAUUUCUCAGCCAUUCGUUAAUUUUUAUUCCAAUUCCAAUUCCAACGCUAAUUCCAACUCUAAUUCUAUUUCCAACCCUUCAUCAAAUCCUUUAAACAGGUUGAUGAGAUGGAAGGCGAUAUCUUCAAAUAGUUCUCUUCCUACUAUUUCUAGUAAUGAAAUCACUAAUGGUGAUCUUAAUUUCAAUAAGCCAAACUCUCCUAAUAGAAGUCGAUCUGCAUCUGUCCAAAGUCACUUGUCUUCUAUUACACCUAUCUUUGGCUCAUUGAAAAGAAAUUUUUCAAAUGGAAAUUUGGGAAUCCCAAAUUCCAAUCCGAAUUCUGGUGUCAAUUCAAAUGUUGAUAUGACAACGGUUAGCACAUCAACUUCAUCUACAACUUCAUCUACAACAGUUGUUAAUAACUAUAACUUUCCCAUGAAUCUUCCACCUCCUCCUACAAAUCAAAGACACAUUAAAUCACUUAGUAAUCCAGGAAUCUUAGAAGAACCAGAAAUUGAUCCCUUAAAUUAUCCAUUGAAGAAAAAUCCUAUUAGUAAUAACUUGUUAUCAAAAUCAAUUGGCAAACAUCGAAAUUCGGAAUUUGAAGAUUUAAAAUUAAGAGAGUUGAGAGAAAUUUUUGAAGAUUAUGUAAAAUUAGUCGAUUGGGUAAAGGAAAAUAAGGGUUUUGCAUCAUGAUAUUUUAUUCAUUUUUUUUUAAUUCAAAUUAUUGCACAAUUCAUCACAACUAGUUUAAAUUGGUACGUUUUUUUCCGUUUUUUACUCUUUUUUUUUCUCCAUUUUUUCCUAUUUUUUUUAAUUCUUUUAUCUCAUAUGUAUAAGGGUUAUUAGUUAUCAUUUUGUAUAGAGCUUGUUCAAUGGAUAUAUCGAGCAAAAAUUUUAUUUAUUCACUUUAUUAUGCUUUUAUUUUUCACAAAAAACUUUAUGGGUUUUUAUUUUCUUGACAAAAAAGUUGAUUUCUUUUCAAAUUUUAUUUUAUCUUAUCUCACCUAUUCAUUUCUACAUUUUUAC
Molecule: messenger RNA, 3393 nt
Organism: Ascoidea rubescens DSM 1968
Lineage: Eukaryota; Fungi; Ascomycota; Saccharomycetes; Ascoideales; Ascoideaceae
Exons: 1
Coding region: 364-3060 (898 amino acids)
Biological process (GO): vesicle-mediated transport
Cellular component (GO): endocytic vesicle; cytosol
Molecular function (GO): guanyl-nucleotide exchange factor activity; small GTPase binding
Source: RefSeq, a predicted model, not a curated record